Molecule: messenger RNA, 996 nt
Organism: Rhodofomes roseus
Lineage: Eukaryota; Fungi; Basidiomycota; Agaricomycetes; Polyporales; Fomitopsidaceae
Exons: 3
Coding region: 170-808 (212 amino acids)
Source: RefSeq, a predicted model, not a curated record
CGAGCGCCCUAGGGGCUCUGCUUAUACACGUGACUCAGCAGGGCGGACACGCAAGAGCAACGCAAGAGGGACAAAACUCUCACCUCUCCCCUUUUGUCUCUGCGGCUCCGGCAGGCCACAGCUUACUCCGCGUGAACAAUUGUGGCUCUUCCUGUGUUCGCGGCGGGCAAUGCGAUGGCAGAGCGAAGACGACAACUGGUGGAAGAUGCUGGGACCGAGAUGUGGGAGGCCCGCAUACUCGCCACCGCGACUCUACUUGCAGUGUCGCAAACGACGCCCAUUAGUCAUUCCACCGAGAUCCGCGGUUGACACAGGUUGGCCACCUCAUAAUCCGGGGAAAGGGCCUUCGGCCAAACUCAAGUCCCUAUCGGUAUCCCGGUGCAUUUGUCAGACUCCCUGUCAUCGCUCCCCCCGACCUCGGGAAGUCUCGUGUGGUUCCUCACUUACGCGGUGCGUCCUCGUACCACUCUUGCUGGCUAUCUGGUACUACGACAACUGCUCGACUUAUACGCCUGUCCGCCGUGGACACUGCUCUGUUUCGCCGGCGCAGUAUGUACAGCCCUGCUAUCAUUUCAGUGUUUGGCAGGCGCGAUUGACGCGUGGUUUAAUUAUCAAUUACCUUGAAAAUUCACAUCCCACAGAAAGGCUGCGCGUUACACUGCAUCACAUGCUGACCAAAAGGACGGAAGGAGGAUUGAAAAUGGACCGCAUGCGGUUUGCUUUCGGUCUAGAUCAGCCCAUGGUACACGUCGUCAGCGCCGGGAGUGGCUUCCAUCGAAUUGAAGGUGCAGGUACCUUUUUCAACUGAAAGACGACGCGUUGAAAUGUAUCCGCUCCGUCUUGCGCCAAGCGUAGUUGGUUGUGGUGUGCUUUCCCAUGGGAAGUUCUGUAUCAACCCAGUUCGGACGUGCAGAUACACUAUAUAUUGAGGUGCGGUCUGUGCGGUACAAACACGUUCCCCGGGCCAAUUGGUCUGUUCAUGUGCGUCCGCCGUGU